AAAAUCCUGGAAGUGGAGGAGGGCUGGCGAAACGUAACGACGACGACGACGACGAGGACGAAGACGCCAAAAAUCUUGGUUGGUUUGUAGCGGCAUUGCCAAACCACCCAACAGCAGGAUGGAGAUUGUUGGGAGUUACGAGUACAACAGCAAAGAAAUCAUCGGCCAUGGUGCGUUUGCAGUCGUUUUCAAGGGCCGCCACCGUGAGGCACACUAUCCGGUGGCCAUCAAAAGCAUCACGAAGAAAAGUCUGGCCAAAUCGCAGAGUCUGCUCGGGAAGGAGAUAAAAAUCCUGCAGGAGCUCAGCGCCCUAAAGCAUAAGAAUGUGGUUAAGCUGCUGGCAUGUACCGAGAAGGAUCAGAACGUGUUUCUGGUAAUGGAGUAUUGCAACGGAGGUGAUCUGGCAGAUUAUCUAGCAGUAAAAGGAACGCUCAGCGAAGACACCAUACGAUUGUUCCUCGGUCAACUGGCAAACGCUAUGAAGGCACUCUACAAAGCGGACGUUGUGCAUCGAGAUUUAAAACCGCAAAAUAUUCUUCUUUCCCAUGCCUGCGGAAAAGGUUUGCCCUUACCAUCGAAGAUUACGCUCAAGAUAGCCGACUUUGGGUUCGCCCGGUUUCUACAGGAUGGAAAUAUGGCAGCAACCCUGUGCGGCUCUCCGAUGUAUAUGGCUCCGGAGGUGAUCAUGUCACUGCAGUACGAUGCCAAAGCAGAUCUCUGGUCGCUGGGCACCAUAGUGUUCCAGUGCCUCACUGGAAAAGCACCAUUCCAAGCACACACGCCCCAGGAGCUAAAAAUGUUCUACGAAAGGAACGCCAAUCUGGCCCCAAAGAUUCCAUCUGGUACUUCCAAGGAGCUAACAGACUUACUCAUGGGGCUGUUGAGGCGCAAUGCUAAGGAGCGCAUGAAUUUUGACACGUUCUUCAAUCAUCCCUUCCUGCAGCGUGCCGAAACACCGCAAGGCCCAAGUGAUCCCACUCAAUUACCAGGAUCAGCUCCUUUCGGAGCGGUGGGUAAAGUCAGCAGUCCGCAUCAGAAAACAGCACCGAUCACACUCCAACAACAGCAGCAAAAGCUUCACCACCAUCAUCACCAUCAGCAGCAUCCGCCGAGUCAGCAGGCAGCCCAACAUCACGACCAUCAUGCUCAACAGCAAAAGCAACAGCAACAGCAACAACAAAUGCAACAACAGAAACAGCAUCACCUGCAAGAGCUUGCAAAGAAGCAGACGGUCGAAAACAAUAAUGUGCCGAUCGCUGAAAUAGAUGACAGUGUGGCAACGAUCAGUGCAAACAAUACAUCCAACAGUAGUCCAGAAGAGUCGGAUGAUUUUGUCUUAGUUCCAAACAAUAUCCCGGUCGAUCCCGGCCAUGGUGGUAGCUAUGACAAGAGUAAACCAACUCGAGUGCCUCAACCGAUGUCCCAGGCGCAGGCGAGUCCGCCUCGACCGAGCACGUUACCGAUCUCAGAACCGAAACCCGUCCCUACGGCUGCUAGAAAAGUGUCUCGACCUCAAGCACAAACACCUCCAAAGAAUAAUUCAAUACCUCGAUCGGAACCUAUCAACAUGAAGCGAUCGGAAAAUCGAGGUAGCAACUGUGAUAUCCGAUCGAUUUCACCUCCAGCUGUACAGUUUGCGAUCGGAACGCCGCCAUCUUGCGGUCGCCGAAGAUCAACGUCCGGUGGUUCGCUGUCGGAAACGCCACCACCGCCAAGCUGUUGGACCGUUAGUCCGGGCUCGCAUCACUCUCCCUUGCGCCGUUCCGGCACUAGCUCACCCGUUAUGAACAAUGUGCUCUCCAAACUGCCCGCCCUGGGUAGUCCGACGGCGUUGAUGGCUGGCAUGGAGAAUAACAACCAUCAUCACCAUCAUGGCCAUCCACUGACGGCAAGGGCUUUCACGCUGCCGGAACUUGGUGCCGCUGGGGGACUGCAGAGCUAUCUGGACGAUCAUACGAUCGAUGAUCAUCCGAUCAAUUUCCACGCACCGGAACUACAUGCGGAAACGUUGCUCGAUCGAGAUCAUAACGAAACGCUGGCCAAGCUUAACUUUGUCGUUGCACUGACGGACUGCAUACUGGAUGUGGCCGAUUCACGCUGUGCUCCGCUGUCCUCGAUGAUGCUAGCCGAUGCGCAACCGGUACCACCUCAUCAGCCGGAACACUGCAAGCGUGCUGAACGUUUGGUGCUGUUGGUACGAGCGCUCCAUCUACUGUCCGCUGGAAUGAAUCUUGCUUCGGCACAGAUACGCGCCGGUAAUCUGAAGCCUUCAAACAGUGUGAAAAACGUGUUGACCACCAUGCACGCAAAGUAUCGCUCGACGUUAAUCGAAUCGAAAAAGUUGAACAGUGCCGGUUUGCUGCAGCGAGCUAAUGCGAGCAACAUUACUGCAGAUAAAAUCAUCUUCGAAUUCGCACUGCAGAUGUGUCAAAUGGCGGCCGUGGACGAACUGUUCAACAAACCAGCCGAAUGCUUCCCGCGGUACCAAUCCGCCCAAAUUCUACUGCACUGGCUAGCGCAAAAAUCCAAACAUCCGCAGGACAAAAUAUUGCUCUCGAACUAUAAAGAGGCUGUGGAAAAACGACUUUACAUCCUGAAAGGACAAGGCUACAUCUACACCACGGAUGAGCUCUCCUGAAUGCCCUUCAGUGGAUAGUGUAUUGUACGUGUGUG
Messenger RNA from Anopheles maculipalpis, 2673 nucleotides. RefSeq names its product serine/threonine-protein kinase ULK2 (gene Atg1). The transcript has 16 exons. Gene Ontology annotation, molecular function: ATP binding; protein serine/threonine kinase activity. Gene Ontology annotation, cellular component: autophagosome; cytoplasm. The record is from RefSeq and is a predicted model, not a curated record. The coding region runs from base 119 to 2638 and encodes 839 amino acids. NCBI's taxonomy places the organism in Eukaryota, Metazoa, Arthropoda, Insecta, Diptera, Culicidae. Gene Ontology annotation, biological process: peptidyl-serine phosphorylation; axon extension; autophagosome organization.